Messenger RNA from Dipodomys spectabilis (banner-tailed kangaroo rat), 951 nucleotides. RefSeq names its product olfactory receptor 52R1. Lineage: Eukaryota; Metazoa; Chordata; Mammalia; Rodentia; Heteromyidae. The record is from RefSeq and is a predicted model, not a curated record. Gene Ontology annotation, biological process: G protein-coupled receptor signaling pathway. The transcript has a single exon. Gene Ontology annotation, molecular function: G protein-coupled receptor activity; olfactory receptor activity. Gene Ontology annotation, cellular component: membrane. The coding region runs from base 10 to 951 and encodes 313 amino acids.
CAUCUCCUGAUGCUGCCUUCAGGAAACAAUACUUCUCCAAUAUCCUUUAUCCUUCUUGGAAUCCCAGGACUGGAGAAUUCCCAAGUGUGGAUUGCCUUUCCAUUCUGUGUCAUGUAUAUUGUGGUUGUAGUGGGAAACAUCAUCAUCUUGCAUAUCAUCCGAAUCGACCGCACCCUGCAUGAACCCAUGUACCUCUUUCUGGCCAUGCUGGCUGUCACCGACCUGGUCCUGUCCUCCUCCACACAGCCAAAAAUGUUGGCCAUACUCUGGUUUCAUGCCCAUGAGAUUGAAUAUCAUGCCUGCCUCAUCCAGGUGUUCUUCAUCCAUGCCUUUUCUUCUGUGGAGUCUGGGGUACUCAUGGCUAUGGCCUUGGACCGCUAUGUGGCCAUCUGCUUCCCACUCCGGCACUCGAGCAUCCUGCCCACCUCUGCAGUGAUGAAGCUGGGGGCGGCGGUGAUGAUGAGAGGGCUGCUGUGGGUGAGCCCUUUCUGCUUCAUGAUCUCCAGGAUGCCCUUCUGCCCCAACAGGGUCAUUCCCCAGUCCUACUGUGAGCACAUGGCUGUGCUCAAGUUGCUGUGUGCUGACACCACAGUCAACCGUGGUUAUGGGCUCUUUGUGGCCUUCUCAGUGGUUGGCUUUGAUCUAAUGGUCAUUAGCGUAUCGUAUGUGAUGAUUCUGAGGGCUGUGUUGCAGCUGCCUGCAGGGGAAGCCCGCUUCAAAGCUUUUGGUACUUGUGCUUCACAUAUCUGUGUUAUACUGGCUUUCUAUAUUCCAGCCCUUUUCACUUUCCUCACUCAUCGCUUUGGUCAUCAUGUGCCUCGCAUGGUACAUGUCAUGUUUGCUAAUGUGUAUCUACUGGUCCCUCCCAUGCUCAACCCCAUCAUCUAUGGAGUUCGAACCAAACAGAUCAGAGACAGGGUUAUCCAAGGAUGUUGUAGGAAAGACUCCUGA